Molecule: messenger RNA, 807 nt
Organism: Rhizoctonia solani
Lineage: Eukaryota; Fungi; Basidiomycota; Agaricomycetes; Cantharellales; Ceratobasidiaceae
Product: Hydroxyethylthiazole kinase family domain-containing
Exons: 8
Coding region: 1-807 (268 amino acids)
Source: RefSeq, a predicted model, not a curated record
AUGUUGUGGGUUUCAUAUCUAAUCGGCGUCGCCGCCUAUGCUUCCGUUGCCACCUCGCUCGCACUUAACUCGAGACAGAUCCAGUGGCCCACGCUUCCCAACAACUUGACUGAAGACGUUCUUCAGGUGGCGGGCGCAAUCUCCCCUCCCUGUGCAGCAAAUACUACCUGGUGUCAGCAAUUGACAGAAGUAGUGAUUCCUCGAUGCCAACGCCUGCGUGGGGACCCCGGGUGCUGGUGUGGUAAUCACGACCCACUUCAUUACUGUGCGAUAUGUAUGUCGAGUCCUAGCGACAACCAAACCACCGCGGAUCAAAUGCAAGCGGCUACCGCUGGUCAUAAUGCUUUCCAUGUUGCGUGCAAUGCAUAUGAGCAGUUGAUCAACGGCACAGCCGUUGUUACUUCAACUUCUUCCUCUACAAGCCCGGCCACCAGCGAAACUUCAACUCCAACCGCGGUCAGUUCUAAUUCUGGUGAUAACAAAGUUCCCAUCGGUCCUAUAGUCGGGGGUGUUGUUGGUGGCGUUGUUGGUCUCGCCCUCGUGGUUGGAAUCAUAUACCUCCUGGCAAUUGUACUCAAGAAAAAUGACCGUACAAGCGAAGUCCGGCCUUCGAACGUUUCUUACCUAUCAAGUGAACAUAAAAGUCCAAAUCUGUAUGCUGCUCCGUAUCCUCAGUUACCAGCUUCCUAUCCGGGUCCAGCCCCUGGUCAUAUUUCACCACAUAAUAACAAUUACAUUCCAGAACCCAUGAAUCCCAUGACUGGCGCUGCUCAACCUCAACCCCCGAUUCAACCCAGCCACAACUGA